AUGGAAGAGUCCGCUGGCGCUUCUGUCCUCUCCAACCCUCUUCUUAUGUCUUGUAUUCUCCCGCGCAUCGAAACUGCGCAGGCUAUCUCCGUUUUACUCUGCACCUCUCGAUCUGUCAGAUCGGCGACGCAAAUUGCUCUCCCGACAGCUUCGCCUACCAAACUUUCAUUCGCCAACCUAUCAAAGUUGAAGGUGAAGGAUUUGAGGAGGCUUGGGCUAACGAAAUGGACGAGAGGAUUAACAUACCUUGAUGUUAGUGGGACUGGCAUAACGAUUCAGUUUGUCAGGGAUGUCAUAUUGAUGGUACCGUACCUGGAACGACUUGUUAUUAGGGGAUGCACGAAGGUGAACUCGGCAGCACUUUCGGCCUUCCUGGGAAAGUUUACGUAUCGCUUCCCACCCGGUCGACCAGAUCCACCCGCAUCUUCAGCAAAACAUCCACAUAUGAAGCGGCUGACAUCGUCCCUGCAAAGACUAGAUUGCGCGGAUAUUGAUGGUUUUUAUGUGGACGAAACACAGUUUGCGGGAAAGUCCCAGUUCUACUACAAGCAAAAGACGCCCUAUCUGUCCACAUACCACGGACUACUGGCACAAAUGGUACGGUUAGACAUAGGGUUCGAUGUGAUGGCUUGCUUGGGGCACAGACAGGGAUGUCGUAACGGAAAUCGGCGGUUCAAUGAACCCUGGAAUGGCAUCAGCCGUUUGGCGAGUUACAAAGACGAUUUCCAGAGAGUAUGUAAGGAGGGAUUGGGGUUGAACAUCUGGGAUCUUGAUGUGCAUAUGAUGCCUUUAUGUGAUGAGUGUGCUGCGGAUUGGUCGGCAGGAAUCCAAAGGUGUGUGUCCUGUGAGAAUGAGCCAUGGUAG
Molecule: messenger RNA, 864 nt
Organism: Saitoella complicata NRRL Y-17804
Lineage: Eukaryota; Fungi; Ascomycota; Saitoellomycetes; Saitoellales; Saitoellaceae
Exons: 1
Coding region: 1-864 (287 amino acids)
Source: RefSeq, a predicted model, not a curated record